Jaculus jaculus (lesser Egyptian jerboa) is the source of this 2038-nucleotide messenger RNA. RefSeq names its product DEAF1 transcription factor (gene Deaf1). Bases 1 to 1698 code for a protein of 565 amino acids. Gene Ontology annotation, biological process: regulation of transcription by RNA polymerase II. The transcript has 12 exons. The record is from RefSeq and is a predicted model, not a curated record. Gene Ontology annotation, molecular function: DNA-binding transcription factor activity, RNA polymerase II-specific; DNA binding. Lineage: Eukaryota; Metazoa; Chordata; Mammalia; Rodentia; Dipodidae. Gene Ontology annotation, cellular component: nucleus.
AUGGAGGACUCGGACUCGGCCGCAAAGCAGCUGGGCCUGGCCGAGGCGGCGGCGGUGGCGGCCGCGGCCGCUGUAGCGGCGGCGGCCGCGGCCGCAGCUGAAGGCGAGGCGGAGGAGCCAGUGUUAAGCAGAGACGAGGACUCGGAGGAGGACGCGGAUUCUGAAGCUGAGCGCGAGACGCGGCGGGUCACGGCAGUGGCGGUGAUGGCGGCCGAGUCGGGGCACAUGGACAUGGGCGCCGAGGCCCUGCCAGGCCCCGAUGAGGCUGCCGCGGCUGCAGCCUUCGCAGAAGUGACCACAGUGACAGUGGCAAACGUGGGGGCCUCUGCAGACAACGUCUUCACUACAUCAGUGGCGAAUGCCGCAUCAAUAUCAGGACACGUCCUGUCUGGUAGAACAGCCCUUCAGAUCGGGGACAGCCUGAACACUGAGAAAGCCACACUGAUCGUCGUCCACACGGAUGGGAGCAUUGUGGAGACCACCGGGCUGAAGGGCCCAGCAGCACCUCUCACUCCAGGUCCUCAGUCCCCUCCAACCCCAUUAGCACCUGGCCAGGAGAAAGGUGGCACCAAGUACAACUGGGACCCCUCAGUAUAUGACAGUGAGCUGCCCGUGCGCUGCCGGAACAUCAGCGGCACUCUCUACAAGAGCAGGCUUGGCUCAGGUGGCCGGGGGCGGUGCAUCAAGCAGGGGGAGAACUGGUACAGCCCAACUGAGUUUGAAGCCAUGGCAGGAAGAGCCAGCAGCAAAGACUGGAAGAGAAGCAUCCGCUAUGCUGGCAGACCUCUGCAGUGCCUCAUCCAGGAUGGGAUUUUGAACCCUCAUGCUGCCUCAUGCACCUGUGCUGCCUGCUGUGAUGACAUGACCCUGAGUGGCCCUGUCAGGCUCUUCGUCCCCUACAAGAGGCGCAAGAAGGAGAAUGAGCUGCCUACAACUCCGGUUAAGAAAGACUCCCCCAAAAACAUCACGCUGCUUCCUGCCACGGCAGCUACCACCUUCACUGUGACGCCCUCAGGACAGAUCACUACCUCUGGGGCACUGACUUUUGACCGGGCGUCCACUGUAGAGGCCACUGCUGUCAUAUCUGAGAGCCCAGCCCAGGGUGACGUCUUUGCAGGAGCCACAGUACAAGAGGCCAGUGUGCAGCCCCCCUGCAGAGUCGGCCACCCUGAACCGCACUACCCCGGCUAUCAGGACAGCUGUCAGAUUGCCCCGUUCCCAGAAGCUGCGUUGCCCACAUCGCAUCCCAAAAUAGUCCUGACAUCCCUGCCCGCCCUGGCGGUGCCACCCUCCACCCCCACCAAAGCUGUCUCCCCGUCAGUGGUCAAUGGGCUGGAGAUGUCGGAUCAGCGGAGCUGGCUGUACCUGGAAGAGAUGGUCAAUUCCUUGCUCAACACAGCCCAGCAGCUGAAGACAUUGUUCGAACAGGCCAAACAGGCCAGCUCCUGCCGGGACGCUGCCGUGACCCAGGCCAGAAUGCAGGCUGAUGCAGAGCGGAAAGAGCAGUCGUGUGUCAACUGCGGCCGGGAGGCCAUGAGUGAGUGCACUGGCUGCCACAAGGUCAACUACUGCUCCACGUUCUGCCAGCGCAAGGACUGGAAAGACCACCAGCAUGUAUGUGGCCAGUCGCCAGCCGUCACCGUCCAGGCUGAGGAAGUCCAUGUUGAGGAGAGUGUGAUUGAGAAAGUUGCUGUUUGAGCCAGGUCCCUCUCAGCACUACUGUGAGACUGUCACAGGCCAAAGCCUCCCUCUGCCCCAACAACUGUGGGGGCUGCUGUGAAGAGGGGCUAUGGGAAGGUUAGAAACUUGCCGGACAAGUUAUUUACAAACUGAGCUGCUGUGCACUUGGAAAUGACUCCUACCAGAGACCCUGGGGAACGCUGGUGGCACUGUAGGACGGGUGCUGUGCCACAGCCCAAGGGCCCUGACCUGUCAAGGUGCUUUCAGAACCCUGAUCAUGGGUGUGCUCUGCGCCACGUGUACAUAUCUGUUGAAUCUGUUAAUAUAGUUGUAAAUAAAGUCCCCACCCCCACCUGGA